AUGGAGGUCGGAAGAGCAUCUUUAAAUCCUCAAGUCUCAGCAGAGUCAGCUCAGCUUGUGAAGACUCUGUUGGAGAAACACCGGCGCGGUGUCCUCAAGGAGCAAGUGGAGAACUCUCCACAGGGGGACGAGAGGAAUAUCACCUGGAUAACAUGCAGGGACUUCACGGUAGAGGUGGGGAAAACGCAGAUUGGGGAGUAUAUCCUGACCUGGGAGCUGCAGCCCUGCUGGCUCUACAGUGUGGACUUUCUUUACUCAGCUGAGGAGGACCACCAUACCUUCUACCACUACCGAGCCCGCUUUAGCACCCCGAGUCCGCGGAGGCCCAUUCAGGGGAUAGCCAGCGUCUACUUCGUCGUGGGCAUUUCUAAAUUCAAGCCCCAGACUCUGCCCGUGGAAGUUCUGUUUCUAGUGGAGUCGAACAGGCUGGUCCACACACCUGGGUGGACCAGGUUCAGAGAGAAGUGGCUCAUGGACGUUAUCGAGAGCAAGACUUUACUGCAGAGAGCCGUGGACUUUUGA
Messenger RNA from Xyrichtys novacula (pearly razorfish), 522 nucleotides. Lineage: Eukaryota; Metazoa; Chordata; Actinopteri; Labriformes; Labridae. The record is from the annotation of a GenBank genome assembly.